Messenger RNA from Amphibalanus amphitrite, 3387 nucleotides. Its product is annotated as mucin-12-like. Bases 87 to 2705 code for a protein of 872 amino acids. NCBI's taxonomy places the organism in Eukaryota, Metazoa, Arthropoda, Thecostraca, Balanomorpha, Balanidae. The record is from RefSeq and is a predicted model, not a curated record. The transcript is spliced from 6 exons.
GGGAAUGUAAACAAAAAAGACAAAAGACGGAAAAAAGAGGGUGGUAAUAUGCGUCUGGGAGUCAGGAAGCACAGGCCUGCUCCAGAAUGGCUGCUACAUGUAAGCAGCGGGUGUAUGUAAGGGGAUCCUACAUGCCCUUUGAAGAAGAUGAAACUCAUGAGUUCAAGGGUCACAGGGAGAUAGCGCCUGAAGAUACACCGCCCUGGGCGUUCCGUCAUCCGACUGAGAGCCAGUCCAGAAAGGCCAUUUCCAGGAACCUGAACGCGUUCCUGAACACGGGCCUUGGCGGCGUGGUGUACUGCGGCGUGGACGACCGCGGCCGCGUGCUGGGCCUGCACCUGACCCGCUACCAGAAGGACCACAUGCUCCUGUCGGUACGCUGCCUGCUGAUGCGCUACCGGCCGGCAGUGCCGUCGGCUCGCUACCGGGUCACUUUUGUACCGGUGGUCAGCAGCGCGGAGGUGGACGACCCGCCGGCAGAGUUCGCCUAUGACGUCAGCCGGCGCACGAAGCAGCACCUGGUGGCCACCUCCCACUACUGCUGGUGUGACGCCGACGCCAGGGCACGCUCCGUGUCGGGGAUCAUCCCACUCUCGUAUGUGAUCGAGAUUGAGAUCCUGCCCUGGGCGGACCGCGACAAGGCGCUGCAUCCCUUCUACCUGACCGAGAGCGGCCAGUGCUACGUGCGCCGACAGGCCUCUAUUAUGCCGCUGACGGCCGCUGACUGUAUCCGGAUCACCCGUCACCAGGCGGCAGCACUGAUCCGCCGCCAGUCGGAGCAGAUGGCACUGCAGUCGCAGCGGGACAUCUCCGCGCUGCAGGCCCGCCUGGACUCGGGUCUGCUGGUCCCGGCUUCCUGCCGCUGCACCUCAGGGUCAGACACACCAGAUCCACCCCGCCCGCCUACCGGAGAGAGUGCUGGGACUGUGGGGAGAGAGGACGGGCGCGCGGAGGGUGGGGAGGAGCUGGUAGUGGACGGAGCGGCGGCGUCAGGUGUGGAUAUGGUCCCGGCAUCGGCUCAAAUCUCAGCCGGUGCGAAUGGGUUGAUGGAGGGAUGCUCUGGGGACAGAGAGGCGUCGGAGAGACGUGGUAGCUCCACUGACAGUGAACCACCUCAGGCGCAAUCAGAAGAUAUGUUAGCUCCGUCUGUCUCAACUGAGCUCCCCAAAAGCCCCAGGAAGUUAACCCAUAGCUCGUCUUCUGAUAGUGGUGUGAGCUUAAGCCCCUCUUCGGACACCUCUCUAGCUAGGAAGUCAUGUUCAGCUUUCAUCAAGAAGUCCAGCUCUUCCAGUGAUGUCGAGUCUUCCUGCGACGUCAAGCCGAUUUCCACUGCCUCAACCGACGUCGACUCCAACCAAACGCCUCCCUCGGAACUCGCCGAGUCUACAGAGUUUGCCAGCGGGGUAGAGGCGGUCUCAGACCUGCUUCGGGAGGUACUGGCUGCAAGAAUUCCGCCGCCGCCUUCCCAGCAGUGCCUCACAGACGGGGCAGGCGCGGGAGAGUCAGUCGAGAGCGACUCUUACCCGCGUACCUACGAGCAAAACAGCCAGACGCUCUCCGAGGCAAAUUGCGGCACCGGAGAGUCAGAGAGUCAUUUGGUGGUGUCUUCGAUGGCCCCGGGAGAAAAUGGAUCGGAUAUUUCCCUGGUAGCUCCGGCGGCAGGGCCAGACCGGGCCCUGGUGGAUCUGGAGACGAGUGGAACGGAUCUAGAAACUAGUGAAACGCGUCUCGAAACAAGUGGAAUGAGCGUAGAUGGUGAACAGCUGGAGGAAAUGAAGACAGCUCUAAACGCUUGUGGGGAUAUGGGCAACAGUGAGGCAUUUUUGGGCAAUAAUGACACAAAGUUGGAACCCAGCGUGACUGAGCUGGAUGACGAAUCAGACUUGAAGCAGGCUGCUAUGAGCUUCAGUGAAUCUAGUCAGGUUGAAAAAGACCCAAAUCUGGUUGCGAGCGAUGUAGAUCUGAAUGCGAGUGAUGUUGACUCGAGUGCCAAGGACUCUCGACACGAUAUGAGUGUGGUCGAUCUAAAUGCCAGCGAAUCUGACGUUCCCAUAUGUGCGGCAAGUGACACAGACGCUAGCCGAUCUGAGCUCACCCUCAGCGAGAGUGACACCUCUCUGCUGGCACCCGUUUCUCGUCUAACGCCGCGCGUGGGUGAUAGCUACACAUCCGCCGAUACUACCGCCUCAUCCUCAUCGCCUGUCGUCUUCACACUGGCCGGAGAGUCUGACUCCGCUCCUACCACAGAGGUAGAGUCUGGCUACUCCUUCCCCAGAGAGGAGUCUCUGCUCUCCGUCUCUGACUCCACACUUGGAGUUCGUUCGGAACAGGAAACUCGCAGCGCCUUGCCUCUCGGAGGCGUCGACGCCUCUUCAGCACGAGUGCUGUCACGAGAUGGCACUCCUAGCACGAAGAAGCUCCCUCGCGGCAUUCGUGGUAGGGGAAAGGUGUUUGAGAAUCCAGGCAAAGCCCAAGUAGCCACCGGCGGUAUCCUAGGUCUGACACUUGAGGUGAUGCCAGUCCAGAGCAAGGUUCGAGCCAAUAUUGGAAAGUUUAUCGAUGUGUCGGAGGCGUUUGGAUCAGCUGGGCUGAACGGACGACAGUACGAGCUGGAUUCUGACGACUCGGAAGACAGCUGGGACGCCGAGUACCAGCCUGAACACAGGCUGGUGGCCUCACUAUCGGACGGUGCCACAGUGGUCUAAGUGUGGCACCGGAAUGGCCAAAACGGCACUAUGAGUCAUUGGGAAAAGGUGGCGAUCAAAAUAGUAUCAAAUAGGCUUGCCGUCGCAUCAGCUAUCGAAAUGAACAGUCAUUUCCCAUUGAGCUAUUUUAGGAGAAAGUUAGUGUACAAACGGGGCAUUUACACAAAAACAGAGUGUUGUCGCUAGCCAUUGUGAAUAAUGUUCUGGUCAUUACCUCGUGAUACUUUUGCCUAAUUUUAUAUUUCUGUUGGUAUUUCUGUCUGUUCAUUGUCGACGAGAAACUGUCUUUAAAUAGCCCCGACAUUCGGGGUCCUGCUCUAGCACUGCCAAUGCGUGGUUUCCACGGCCAGUCGUAGGAUCUCAGGUAGUGCUUGCUUCGUGCUCACCACGUGCUCACGCUCAAACUGCUGGCGUUUGCCUGACUAUAAGGAUGUCAAACGUCCAGUAUUGUUCACUUUUUCCCACUGUAUUUUCCAUAACAUUGCACUGCCUAUUUUGGAUUGUUGGAUUUAUUCUCAGUCAUUUCUAGUCAACUGAUUCGUUCAGUUAUUCAUUCUGUUGGAAUACCUCUCUGAGACGAAUAUUGGCUUCGUAGGCUUGUAUUCCUUUGUCUCUGGAUGGCGUUUUCAAAGCUAGUUUUGAAACAUUACCCUGCUGCCUGAACGCUAUGUGAAAUCAGUAC